Molecule: messenger RNA, 294 nt
Organism: Trichomonas vaginalis G3
Lineage: Eukaryota; Parabasalia; Trichomonadida; Trichomonadidae
Exons: 1
Source: RefSeq, a predicted model, not a curated record
AUGCCUCCGUAUAGAAUGGAUAGAAAAUCUGCUAGAAUAAAAGCAGAGUUGCAAAGAUAUGGUUGGAGAGUUUCGAAGAAGUUUAAAUAUAGGAAGGGAAGACCCAUAAAAGUCUAUGACAAAUUGUCUGGUCUUCGCUACGAAAUGGACUUAGAAACAGCGCGCGCCAAUUAUCCAAACAGACUAGAGAGGUUAGAAGAAGAACGUCUUAUGGACAUGCCUUUCGAUGUUAGUGAACCUCAAGUUGAAGGACACGACGGCUUUGCCAGAUUCUACUGGAAACAUGACGAACAA